Molecule: messenger RNA, 2074 nt
Organism: Vicugna pacos (alpaca)
Lineage: Eukaryota; Metazoa; Chordata; Mammalia; Artiodactyla; Camelidae
Source: RefSeq, a predicted model, not a curated record
GCAAGUGGUUUAGUGCACUGGGUGCAUGGCUGCAGGUCGCAGGGGAUGAAGCUGGAGCGGACCAAUCUGGAGGCCUUGCAGAAGAAGCUGGAGGAGCUGGAGCUGGAUGAACAGCAGCGGAAGCGCCUCGAGGCCUUUCUUACCCAGAAGCAGAAGGUGGGGGAACUGAAGGAUGACGACUUUGAGAAGAUCAGUGAGCUGGGCGCCGGCAAUGGUGGUGUGGUGUUCAAGGUCUCCCACAAGCCAUCCGGCCUCGUCAUGGCCAGAAAGCUAAUUCACCUGGAGAUCAAGCCUGCAAUCCGGAACCAGAUCAUAAGGGAGCUUCAGGUUCUGCAUGAGUGCAACUCCCCGUACAUCGUGGGCUUUUAUGGUGCGUUCUACAGCGACGGCGAGAUCAGCAUCUGCAUGGAGCACAUGGAUGGGGGUUCCUUGGAUCAAGUCCUGAAGAAAGCUGGAAGAAUUCCUGAACAAAUUUUAGGAAAAGUUAGCAUUGCUGUAAUAAAAGGCCUGACGUACCUGAGAGAGAAGCACAAGAUUAUGCACAGAGAUGUCAAACCUUCCAACAUCCUAGUGAACUCCCGUGGGGAGAUCAAGCUCUGUGACUUUGGGGUCAGCGGGCAGCUCAUCGACUCCAUGGCCAACUCCUUCGUGGGCACGAGGUCCUACAUGUCGCCAGAAAGGCUCCAAGGGACUCAUUACUCGGUGCAGUCGGACAUCUGGAGCAUGGGGCUCUCUCUGGUUGAGAUGGCGGUCGGGAGGUAUCCCAUCCCUCCUCCAGAUGCCAAGGAGCUGGAGCUGAUGUUUGGAUGCCAGGUGGAGGGAGAUGCGGCUGAGACCCCACCCAGGCCACGGACCCCUGGGAGGCCCCUCAGCUCUUAUGGAAUGGACAGCCGGCCUCCUAUGGCAAUCUUCGAGUUGUUGGAUUACAUAGUCAAUGAGCCUCCACCAAAACUGCCCAGUGGAGUAUUCAGUCUGGAAUUUCAAGAUUUUGUGAAUAAAUGCUUAAUAAAAAACCCCGCCGAGAGAGCAGAUUUGAAGCAACUCAUGGUUCACGCUUUCAUCAAGAGAUCUGAUGCUGAGGAAGUGGAUUUUGCAGGUUGGCUCUGCUCCACCAUCGGCCUUAACCAGCCCAGCACGCCCACCCACGCAGCUGGCGUCUAAGCACCGGGAAGAGUCCCCGCGCGGGGCAUGCCGUGUUGCGCUCGGGCCCCUUUCCCACGCCUGUCUCUGUUCAGACGUGCACUUCACCUAUGACAAAGGAUGAGGAAGAACACAGCAUGUGCCAAAAUUCUCUUCGUGUCAUUUGAAUAUUAUUGCCUUUAUUCUCAUCACGAUUGUUACUCCCCUGAGUGGAUUGGCUUUGUGCUUGGGGCUAUUUUUGUGUAUGUCGAUGAUCAAAACAUGUGCAGUGUGGAGUUACAGUGAAACUCUGGUGGCUGUGGGUAGUCAUUCUUACUGAAAACUGCACUGCUCUCCUGCACCGUGACUGGCUAGCCGCCCCCUAUUUUCAGGAUCCUUUGACACCUGGUGGUACUUCCUUCUUGCCAAGCGCACCUUCUUUCUGUCGGAGUAGGAAGGGGCCUUGUGAGAUCCUUCACAGGCAGUGCAUGUGAAGCAUGCUUUGCUGCUAUGAAAAUGAGCAUCAGAAAGUGUGUAUCAUGAUAUUUUAUUAUAUUUUUGCUUUUGGUGUAGAGUUCAGCAAUUUCCAUCAAAAUCUAGCCAGGGCCCUUCACUGCCAUGAUAGCUGGAGCUUCACCAGUCUGUCUGCUGUGGUGAUUUGUAGACUUCUGGUUGUAUUUCUAUAUUUAUUUUUAAAUAUACCAUGUUGAGAUAUUUAGUGAUAUGUCUGAGUUUGGAUUCGUGUUUCUAAAAUGGUGGAGUUACUUUGAAUAUUAUAAAUGGAUCAAGGCAUUAAAAUGUAUGAGAUUUAUCUUUCCCGAAACCCAAGUACUGAUGCUAUUGUAAACAAGUGUGUAUAGUGCCUAAAAACUGUAUGAAAAUCCUUUUACCACUUUAAUCCAGAUGUUUAACAAAUCUACUCUCUUAUUCUAAUAAAUAUACUAUCAAAUUCCAA